Molecule: messenger RNA, 762 nt
Organism: Amorphotheca resinae ATCC 22711
Lineage: Eukaryota; Fungi; Ascomycota; Leotiomycetes; Helotiales; Amorphothecaceae
Exons: 2
Coding region: 1-762 (253 amino acids)
Source: RefSeq, a predicted model, not a curated record
AUGCCCCAGCAAUCAUACACACAGCAGCCAACCUACGUUCAGGGUGGCCCUGUGCAACCUGUUUCUCAACCUGUUUCUCAACCCCAAUACGCACUUUUCCCAUCUGCUCCCUCCAUGCCCUCCAUUCGUCCUUCAUCCGGGGCAUGGAACCCACAGGAUGACCAGACAUUGAUGGCGGCGCGACAUGACGGAAUGAAUUGGGGCCACAUUCAGCAGGCGUAUUUCCCAACCAAGACACCAAACGCAUGCAGAAAACGACAUGAGCGCUUGAUGGAGAAAAAGAGCGCCGAUGAUUGGGACAGCGAGAGGUUGGAGAAUCUGGCCAAGCAGUAUAUGGCCAUGCGGAGGGAGAUUUGGUCUGGGCUUGCGGCGGCGACAGGCGAGAAAUGGAUGGUUGUUGAGCAGAAGUGCAUGUCACAAGGCAUCAAAAACAUGCAAACCGCAGCACGAGCCUGCACGCGCCGUGAAGGCGCCUUAUCUGGAUCACCCAGUCUUCAGGACCCUCUCCAAAAGUAUGAUGAUUCCGGUGUCUCCGGCAUUGAUGAUUUGGAAGCUGAGUGUGAUGCAGAUGGCGCCUCGAAUCAUAGCGGCCCAUCCGGUCUCGGUGGCUAUGGGCAGUACCAGGACCAUCAUCAGAAUAGGGCUGCUAGACAGCAUGGAGGGGUAUACGUUCACGCUCAGGGACUCGGUCAGGCUGGCUCUCGAUUAUCGAGUAUGGAUAUGGGGAUUGGCGCUAUUAUUAACCGUCAUGAUGGCCGUUAG